AUGUGUGUGGGGGAAGUGAGGCCGGCGUGUCUGCGGGCUGUGGGCGGUGCACAGCUUCAGUCUGGCGGCUCGGCUUCAGUCAGUCACUCGGUGCAUGUGGAGGAGAGCGGACGCACCGGGACCCGGGAUCUGUACCUCACACACACGGCCCUACGGCUUGCACACUUUAUCCUCUUCUGUCAACAAGCCGGAGGAUAUGCAUACAGGAACCAACGCAAGUUCUCAGAAGACAUCGACUGGUCGUACGCAGGAACUUUAAAUCAAAACAACUGGGCAAAGAAGUUUCCAUCCUGCAGCAACGCCAAGCAGUCUCCGAUCAACAUCGAGGAGAACCUGGCUCAGGUGAAGCUGCAGUACCAGAAACUGAGGUUUGACGGCUGGGAGAGCCUGACGAGCGAGAGGACGACCAUCAACAACGAUGGCAAGACGGUGGCAGUCAACGUGGAUGGAGAGUUCUACGUCAGCGGAGGAGGUCUCAGGUCAAAGUUUAAAGUCGGACGUAUCACCUUCCACUGGGGGCGCUGCAACGCCUCCUCAGACGGCUCCGAACACAGUCUGGAUGGAGUCAAAUACCCUCUGGAGAUGCAGAUCUACUGUUAUGAGGCGCAUCGCUUUGACUCUUUGGACGAAACCAUCAAGGCCGGAGGCAGAAUCACAGCACUCGCCGUGCUGUUUGAGACGAGCAAUGAAGACAAUGUGAACUACGCUGCCAUCAUAGAAGGGAUCAGCAGCGUGAGCAGAUACGGAAAGAGCGCAGAGGCUUUACCGUUUGCCCCGCAAGGUCUCCUGCCCAACUCCACGGAGAAAUACUUCAUCUACAACGGCUCUCUGACCACGCCGCCCUGCAGCGAGACCGUCGAGUGGAUCGUCUUCAGGAACACGGUGGCCAUCUCUGACGAACAGCUGGAGAUGUUCUGCGAGGUGAUGACGAUGCAGCAGGCCGGAUACGUGAUGCUGAUGGACUACCUGCAGAACAACUACAGGGAGCAGCAGCAGCAGUUCAUGGGUCAGGUGUUCUCCUCCUACACCGGCACCGAGGAGGUCCUCACACCAGUGUGCAGUUCGGAGCCGGAGAACAUCCAGGCGGUGCCCUACAACCUGAGCAGCCUGCUGGUGACGUGGGAGCGGCCGCGGGCCGUGUACGACGCCAGCAUCGAGAAAUACUCUGUCACCUACCGAGUGGCCAACACCGAAGACAAUGUCCCGUCUAUAUACCUGACCGACGGAGACCAGGAUGUGGGAGCGAUACUCGAUUACCUGUUGGCCAACACCAGCUACGUGGUCCAGGUGGUGGCGGUCUGCACCAACGGUCUGUACGGACGUGUAAGCGACCUGCUGACGGUCGCCAUGCCCAUCGACGACCCCGAAAAUGCCCUGGAUCCAGACUCGGAUGAAUUUGACGAUGAGGGCAACUAUGAACCCGAUCUGUCUUGGAAUGAACCAGUCCAAACCGAGGAUUACGAUCGGGCCUGGAUUCCUACAAACUCACCCAGAACCACGACUUCGACCACGACUGGAUCACCUCUUUUACCUUUACCUGGCAUCAGAACGACAACAGCAGAAUCUGUUCGGAGGAAAACCACCUCUGAUUCAGUUUCCCCAGUCAUAUCUACCCAGUAUGGUCAAGUCCUGAGCCAUUCUGAAGAGACUGCACGCCGCAGUACCUCCACGCGUCCGCCAGAAGUCGCCCUACGACCCGAAUCAAAAGGAGACGCUCAAUUCAGUGGCAACUCUCCCCUUUACUCCACAACAACAACCAAGGAAGCCUUCAUUUCCACUCCCACUACUCCUGUAUACCCCAGUGCAAAGACACAUGGCGUUCCUGGAGUCCUAAGUCCAAAAGACUCCUCUGAACGAACAAAAGGCGACGUUAGUGCCACUACUCCUACACUCACCAGUGCAAAGACAAAAGGUGGUAAAAGUAUUUCUUCACACAGCGCCGUGACCACGACACUGAGGUCUCGUACCAGCGACGCGAGCAGCACAACAACAUCGUCGUCCUUCAUCCACGCCGAGACCGCCCGAGGCUUGGCGCGUCCAAUAAGUGAAGACACCACCGCCGAUGGAGAUGUGUCUGCUGGACCCGGAGGUCUUCCAGAGAUCCAAACUUCGACCCCCCAACCUUCCUUCUCUGGCAAAGUUGUUCCACGUAGGCCCACGAGUCCCAGCAUUCCUCAUUUUUCGUCUACCACGACUUCUGUCCGGCUGAGUGGUGUUCUCUUGCUGACCACACAGCCGACGUCCACUGCCGCAGCGUCUGGCGCCAGGGACCCCUGGUUCUCGGCAUCAGACGGGACCCCCGCCCUACCAACCUCUGCCCACCCUUCCUCACCCACAGCCUCCCCCUUCACCCCCACCCCAGAAGGACAGGCGUUAGACAUUAGCAGCAGUGCCUCCGGCUCGGCGCUGUUCCUCGACUCCCAGGAGGGCGUAGAUCAGGAGUGGGACAGGGUUCAAACGUCGGCCUCUGGAGAGAGCGUGUUCACUUAUUCAGCCGACGUCGCUAACACCGUUCCCCCGUCUGCGACCUCUGAAUCCGGCCAGGCCCCCGAUGAUUUGGAGGAACGCACCUCGGCGUUCUAUUUUGAAAGCGAGAGCGGCAGUGCCAGCACCUCGGAGGUUGGAGGCACGGCGGCGCCAACCAUUCCUGCUGUAACCUCGGCUUCACCCUGGUCGCUGGGCGGGGAGGAGGAGAGUGGCUCAGGGCAGGGUGACAGCCUGUACGACAACGAGACGUCCUCUGACUUCAGUAUCUCCGAGCGCACAGAAAGAGAGUCGGAGACAGAGGAGCCAGUCGAAGAUGCCAGUAACAGCAGCCACGAGUCCAGAGUGGGUUCGAUCCGGGACGGGGAGAGGAAGGCUGUGGUUCCUCUGGCCGUCAUCUCCACCCUCACCGUCCUCGGCCUGAUCGUCCUCAUCAGCAUCUUCAUCUACUGGAGGACUUGUUUUCAGACGGCUCACUUCUACAUCGACGAAAGCUCAUCACCCAAAGUCAUCGCUGCACCGUCCACUGCUGCAUUGACAUCUGACGAACAAACAGCUUUUCCAGUGAAGGAGUUUGUCAAACACGUGGCCGAGCUUCACGACACGCUCGGCUUCCAACGAGAGUUUGAGAUACUGAAGGAGAGUUACGAGGAGAUUCAGACGUGCACGGUGGACAUGGGGAUGACGACUGACAGCUCCCACCAUCCUGACAACACAACAAAAAACAGAUACAGCAACAUCCUGGCCUAUGACCACAGCCGGGUGCGACUCACGCCGCAGCCCGACAAAGACGGGAAGACGAGGGAUUACAUCAACGCAAACUACGUGGACGGUUUUAAGAAGCCGCGGUCGUACAUCGCGACUCAGGGUCCUCUGAGGUCGAGCACCGAGGACUUCUGGAGGAUGAUUUGGGAGCAAAAGGUCUGCGUCAUCGUAAUGAUCACCAACCUGAUGGAGAAAGGAAGAAGGAAGUGUGAUCAGUACUGGCCGGCGGACGUGCAGGAGGAGUACGGCAGCUUCCUGGUGACGGUGAAGAGCAGCCGAGUGCUCGCCUACUACACCCAGAGGUCGUUCACUGUCAGGAACACCCACGCCAAAAAGGGCUCCCAGAAGGGGCGGAUCAACGAGCGGACUGUGACUCAGUACCAUUACACCCAGUGGCCCGACAUGGGCGUCCCAGAGUUCGCUCUACCGCUGCUCAGCUUCGUCCGCAAGUCGUCCAAAGCCAUGACGGACGACAUGGGGCCGGUGGUGGUGCACUGCAGCGCCGGCGUGGGCCGGACGGGCACGUACGUGGUCCUGGACAGCAUGCUGAAGCAGAUGCGGGACGAAAGCACCGUCAACAUCACGGGCUUCCUCAAACACAUCCGCACACAGAGGAACUUCCUGGUUCAGACACAGGAACAGUACGUUUUUAUCCACGAUGCCUUGGUGGAAGCCAUCUUGUCCGGAGACACGGAGGUGCUGGCGGCUCACCUGCACAGGUACGUGGACGAGCUGCUGAUCCCGGGGCAUGCUGGGAAGACGCGCCUGGACAAACAGUUUAAGCUGGUUUGUCACUCCGGGGUGAAGCAGUGCGACUAUUCUACAGCACUGCAGGACUGCAACCGCAGCAAGAACAGGAACUGCUCUGUGGUACCCGUUGAGAGGUCGCGAGUGCGCCUGUCUGCGACGGCGGGGGAAACGUCAGACUACAUUAACGCAUCAUACAUCACAGGUUACAGGCAGAGCAGCGAGUUCAUCAUUACCCAGAAUCCUUUGCCUGGCACCAUGAAGGACUUCUGGAAGAUGAUAUGGGACCACAACACCCAGGUCAUCGUGUCGCUGCCGGGGUCAGGCGAGACGGAGGAAGAGGAGGAGGGGGCGGAGCUGUGUGUCGUCUGGCCCCGCAAAGGGCAGCCAAUCAGCUAUGAGAUGUUCACCGUCACUCACAGGAGUGAGAAUCACAUCUGUCUGACCAACGAGGACAUGCUGGUGGUCCAGGACUACGUACUGGAAGCCACGCAGGACGACUACGUUCUGGAGGUGAAACACUACCGCGCCCCCUGCUGGCCGAAUCCAGACAGUCCCAUCAGCAACACCUUCGAGCUCCUUAACCUGGUGAAAGAAGAGAGCGCUGCAAAGGAUGGCCCCACAGUGGUCCACGAUGAUGUGGGUGGAGUCACGGCAGGAACGUUCUGCGCUCUCUUAUCUCUGACUCGUCAGCUGGAGGCCGAAGGUUCGGUCGACGUCUUCCAAGUGGCCAAGCUGACAAACCUGAUGAGACCAGGAGUCUUCAGCAACAUCGAGCAGUACCAGUUCCUGUACAGAGCCAUGCUGAGUCUCAUCAGGACGCAAGAAGACGAGCAAACCCUCCAGUCCUCCGACAACAACGGCACCAUCGUGGUGGGAACCGCCAGCGCCGCAGAGAGCCUUGAAUCCCUGGUGUAAAAUAAAAAAAAAACACAUUUUUUUUACUUUUACAAACAAGCAACAGCAUUUUGUCCUUCCUCUUCAACCACCAACAGAACUUCUCCUGAUGCAACACACUCACGCUACAACUACAUAAAUCCAAACUCCUCAUCGUUCAGGACUGUGUGUGUGUGUGAUAGUUUGAGGCUCGCACGUCCCCGACGAGUUUUUCUUCUCCGCUGGAUCUGGACUCCCUACGGUUUUGUAACGUGUGCCUUUUUGUAUUUGUUUUCAUCCUGUACUUCUAACUUUGAUACGAGCUGUAGACUAACUGUCCGAUGUUUUAACGCUGUACUGCCAUGAGACGUUUUACUCAACUAACUUUUCCUAAACCUUUGUAUUUAUUGGCACUGAGCCAAAUGGGGGAAAAAAAGGGAAAAAAACCUGCAUCUUUUUACAUCAAAUGAGAUAUUUUGUUAGCUUGUCUUUUUAUAGAGCUCCUGCACUGAACUCCUUUCUGUAAAUACCAUCGCAACGGUAGCAGCAGUGUGCUAUUCAAGUCAAAUAUAAAAUAAGGGCCUGGAAUAUUAAAAAAAAUAAUAAUCUAAUGUAUAUAAUAUUAUAGUAAUCAACUCGAUGGACCAAAUUUCUAUUUAUACUUUUAGAUGAUUUUUAUAUUUUACCAUUUUUAGUGCAUUCAAAUGUUAUGGUUUAAUUCUAAUUGCGUAGUUGGAGAACAUUAAUGCUUUUAUAUUCUGGAUUUUGUAACAGACUAAAUGUGAUGCAUGGGGUACUGACAUGUUUGUUUUUUAGCUGGACAUGAAACUCUGCUGGAUUAUUAGAUAGGGGAUUAAAUAAGUGAAAGAACACCCAAGAAA
This is a messenger RNA of Perca fluviatilis (European perch), 5753 nucleotides long. It is a transcript of the gene ptprz1a, whose product is annotated as protein tyrosine phosphatase receptor type Z1a. The transcript is spliced from 32 exons. NCBI's taxonomy places the organism in Eukaryota, Metazoa, Chordata, Actinopteri, Perciformes, Percidae. Gene Ontology annotation, molecular function: protein binding; protein tyrosine phosphatase activity. Bases 1 to 4914 code for a protein of 1637 amino acids. Gene Ontology annotation, biological process: peptidyl-tyrosine dephosphorylation. The record is from RefSeq and is a predicted model, not a curated record.